AUGUCGAUUCCCAGCUCCAAAAGAGGUCCUGAAGAUGAUUUUGCAGGCUUAACAGCUCAAUCAUGUAUGGAUACCCCGAUAGCCAUUGUGGGAAUGGGUUUUCGGGGUCCAGCUGAGGCCAGCAAUGUGAACAGGCUAUGGGAGAUGAUUUUGGCGGGAAGGGAGGGAUGGUCUCCUAUCCCAGCCAAGAGAUGGAACAACGAGGCUUUCUAUCAUCCUCAUGAUGCCCGUCAUGGAUCUAUCAAUGUGCAAGGUGGUCAUUUUCUCGAAGAGGACAUAUCAGCAUUUGAUGCGCCCUUUUUCAAUAUGACCGGCGAUGAGGCGGCGGCGAUGGAUCCCCAGCAGAGGCUGUUGUUGGAAGUGACAUAUGAAGGUCUCGAGAAUGCGGGAAUUUCUCUCAACACAAUUGCGGGAACAGAAACAGCCUGCUUCGUGGGAUCUUUUUCGGCAGAUUAUACUGAUCUGCUUCUCCGGGAUCCUGAAUGUGUGCCGAUGUAUCAGUGCACAAAUGCCGGGCAAUCCCGCGCGAUGACAGCAAACCGGCUGUCCUAUUUCUUCGACCUAAAAGGUCCAAGUGUCACAGUUGACACGGCUUGCUCUGGCAGUCUGGUCGCACUGCAUUUAGCAUGCCAGAGCCUCCAGACCGGCGACGCCUCAACUGCAAUCGCAGCCGGCGUCAACCUAAUCCUCAGCCACGAGUUUAUGUCCACUAUGAGCAUGAUGAGGUUCCUCUCGCCUGACGGAAGAUGCCACACUUUCGACGAAAAGGCAAACGGGUACGCUCGCGGAGAAGCGGCGGGCUGUCUCAUUCUUAAACCCCUAGCCAAGGCAUUACACGACGGCAACACGAUCCGAGCCGUGAUACGAGGAACCGGGUCCAACCAGGAUGGUCGCACUGCCGGAAUUGCAUUGCCGAAUCGGGUCGCACAGGAAAACUUGAUUCGAAGCGUUUAUCAACGCACUGGAUUGGACCCGGCGGAAACGGACUUUGUGGAGGCACACGGCACUGGAACACAGGCUGGUGACCCUCUUGAGACAAAGGCUAUUUCGGAAGUCUUUUGUGCUCGACGUUCUGUCGAUAACCCUGUGCGCAUCGGCUCUAUUAAGACUAAUGUUGGGCAUUUGGAAGGGGCGAGUGGUGUUGCUGGUGUGAUUAAAGCUGUGCUUAUGUUGGAGAAUCGGAUGUUCUUGCCGAACCGAAAUUUCGAAAAGAUCAAUCCUCGAAUACCUCUGGACGAAUGGAAACUUAAGAUCCAACUAUCCCCGGAGUAUUGGCAGACAAAAGGUCCUCGGAGGGUAUCUGUGAAUAGCUUCGGCUAUGGAGGAAGCAAUGCUCAUGCGAUCCUCGAAGAGACUGAGAGUUGCCUUUCUGGUCUCGGUCUCGAAAUCAAGAGGUCGUCUUCCACGGUGUGCAAUGGCCCCAGAGACAGGCCACUCUCGAUCUCGUCACAUCAAACUUCCCGAAUAUAUGUUCUCUCUGGGUUUGAUGAAGCCUCAUGUGCCCGCCAGGUGCACAAUUUGCGCAGUUAUAUCCUUCACAAAAACAGCCAACCCAUCAGAGAUAGUUUCCUGGACAAUCUGGCUUUCACAGUGAAUGAGCGACGCACACUCUUUCCGUGGAAGAUCGCCGUGGUUGGAAAUGAUGUGGAGAAUCUAAACACGUCGCUCUCGCAACGAGUCAAGGCCAGGAGUGCCGUCCGAAAACCGAGGCUUGGUUUCGUUUUCACCGGGCAAGGUGCGCAGUGGGCAGGAAUGGGUCGAGGAUUGAUCCCCGCCUACCCUGUCUUCAAGGAUUCGAUCUUAAGGAUCGAUAGAGCUUUGAUGGAAAUUGGGUGUGGCUUUGGUGUCCUGGAGGAACUUCAGAAGGCACCUGAAGAUUCAAACUUGAAUCAUCCAAGCCUGAGCCAGACUAUCUGCACAGCAUUGCAAAUUGCUCUCGUCGAUUUGCUUGCAUCGUGGGGAAUAUAUCCCGCUUCGGUGACUGGGCAUUCUAGCGGGGAAAUUCCCGCUGCUUAUGCUGCCGGUGCAUUGAGCAUGAAGGAUGCAAUGACGGUGGCCUUGAACCGUGGUCUUUCGGCAACUCAGCUCUUGGACCAGCCAGUCAAGGGUACUAUGAUGGCAGUGGGACUUUCGGUCGAAGAAGUCCAACGCUACUUGGAUGCCAUCCCUCCCGGCCAGCUGGUUGUAGGAUGUAUCAACAGUCCGUCAAGUGUGACUAUCUCGGGCGAUGCACCGGCAGUUGAAGGACUUGAGAAGGUUCUGAAAGACCACUCCAUAUUCACAAAGCGCCUUGAAGUUGGUGUUGCGUACCACUCCCCUCAUAUGAAGAGGGUGGCUGAGCAAUAUCGCAGUUCGAUAAACCAUAUUCAGGCUCUUGAUACGGCCGAUGUUAAGAACAAAACUAACCCAGUAGUUCCAAGAUUCUUUUCUUCGGUUUCUGGAACGCAAAUACACCCCAGUGAAUUAAAAUGUCACUAUUGGGUCUCAAACCUGACGGGACAAGUCAAUUUCGCUAGCUCCUUGAGAGCAUUGUGCUUUGAGACCCUUAGUCAACGGCUACCUCGUGUCGAAUCAACCAAAAUCAAGAGAUCCAAGCCUGCACAGAAACCUUCUGUGGACAUACUACUUGAGAUAGGCCCACAUUCAGGUCUUGCCGGGCCCAUCAAACAGAUACUCCGAGCUGACACCAAGCUGAGCUCUGCUGACAUAGUCUACGUCAACAUGUUGACUCGCAAUACGAACGCACUAACUACUGCACUGAAUGCAGCUGCAACGGUGGCAUCAUUAAACUAUCCAGUGAACUUCAAAUCAAUCAACAGACCGCAUCACCCAUUUGAUAAAACGAUACCAGAGCUGCUUGUUGAUCUUCCACCGUAUUCCUGGGAUCAUACCAGGACAUAUUGGGCCGAGCCCAGACUAAGCAAGAUAUAUCGCAAUCGACCAACACCAAGGAUGGAUCUGAUCGGUGCACCAGAUAACAUAGCAUGUCCAUUUGAGCCUCACUGGAGGAAUCAUCUCCGUACCUCGGAGCUGCCUUGGCUUCUGGAUCACAAGAUCCAAGGAAGUAUCAUCUUCCCAGCGGCGGGCUACUUGACCAUGGUGAUUGAAGCCGUCAAACAAAUGGCGACCCCUGAAGAUGACUUUGCUUCCUACAUUUUACAAAAUGUCGAAAUCAAGUCGGCACUGGUGCUCAACGAAAUAUCUGCCAUCGAGGUUAUGACGUCACUUUCAAAGCCCCUGCAUAGUCAAAGUCAUCUUUAUGACUUUCACAUCUAUUCAAUUUCAGAUGACAAUAGAUGGACUGAACACUGCUCUGGAAUUGUGGGGAGACAGAAAAGCCUCGGUGUCUCAAAAGAAGGGUCUGAAGACGCCGACGGAUAUGUCAUGGUUCCCCUUGGUGCAGAGGUUCACGGAAUAUCGGUGGUUGACAUCGGGACCUUUUAUGACAAGCUUCACAGCUCUGGACUUGAAUACGGCCGAUGUUUCAGGAAUCUCACAGAAGCACGUGUUACCCAAGAUGGAGCCUGCUUUGCGGAUAUCACAGUCCCUGAUACCAGAUCUGUGAUGCCAGCAUCAUUUCAACAUGACCUCUUGAUUCACCCCUGUACUCUGGAUACUAUAUUCCAUACUAUCAUUGCUGCUCUUCCAUCGGGAAUGGGAGUUGAAGAGGGACCCGUCAUACCGAUUUCAAUCGAGGAAAUGGUUGUGUCUUCUCGUCUGAACUGUUUGGCUGGGGAGUUGAUGAGCAUUUGCACACAUGUGCGCCCAGUAUCGGGAGGCAAUUUCACUGCGUGUAUUGCAGUCGUGGACUACGACAAGAGAUUCGAGAUGGAGCCCAGUAUCUCAAUACGCGGUCUACGGUGCGCACGACUGGGCCGCCAGCAAAGUGUGUCAACUGGAGAGGGUACCAGCACGAUCUAUCACAUUGACUGGAAACCAGAUUACAGCUUCCUCUGUCCCGGAAAUCCAUCCGCUCUAUUGGCCAUGGGUGAGCUAGAAGAAAAGCCAGUGGAUCUCAACGAGCAUGAGUAUCAUGCUGCCGAGUAUAUACGGGCUGCAUUUGAACAAAUUGGGGCAGACGAAGCGAUGGAUCUUGACAUCUCGCAUCGCAGACUAUGGUGCUAUCUUCAAGACGUGCUCGAGAGAUACGAUAAAGAAGAGUCGCCAAUGGCUCUACACUUGGAGAGUCCUGGUCCUGCUCAAAUCGGACACCUUCUACAUACAAUUGGCACCAAUCUUGUCUCUAUCAUUCGAAAUCAAAUCGAAUACUCUACCGUUAUCGAGAACGAAACCUUAUUACUUGAAUAUUGGGACAUGUUUGCAGCGGACGAGGCAUACCAAGCCGCAGCAAAUUACGUCGGACUUAUCGGUCACAAGAAUCCAGCCAUAUCGAUCCUUGAAUUUGGAGUUGGUACUGGUCAGAUCGCUGAGAUAUUUUUGAAACGUCUCAUCCGACCCGAUGGAUCAUCCUGCUGUGCGAAAUAUACAUUCGCCUAUGAAAGCGCGUUGACCCUUGAACAGACCUCUAAGCAACUAAAGCAGUGGCAGGACUUGGUAGAGUGUAAGCUCCUGGACCUCCGCGCAGACUUCUCCAGUCAAGGGGUUCAGAAAGGCUCGUUUGAUGUCAUCAUCCUGCCACACGGUCUAUGUACCGCCCGUUGUGAACAGGAUGCCCUUUCCAGGAUUAAUGAUCUUUUGACACCCUCUGGUUGUUUGGUCGCAAUCAAUCCAUUUGAUCCAAAGGAAAGUGUUCUGAAGAGCGUUUUGUUCGGCGCUUUGCAUUGUCUGUCGGCAGAUGAAUUCUGUCUGGGUCAAAGUGGAUGGACAGAGGGUCAAUGGACUGAGAUACUAAACGAUGCUAAAUUCAGCACCGUGGAUAUAUUUGCAGAGCAAGAUUCGUACAAAUGCCAUCAAUUCAUUGUGGCUAAAAAGCAAAGUGCAGACCUCUUGACUGCGAGAAGUGCAAAUGUCGCGAUCAUUGACGAGGACGGGUCCAGCGAUCUUGCAGCAGAACUUGUCAAUCAUCUCAAGAAAAGAUGUUCGAAGGUGGUGAUAUCUAACAUCGGGGAUCUAGAUCCGGAGGGUCAAAUUUGUUUGGUUCUGGACACGGCAAAAUCAUCACUUCUCGCGAACCCGGAUAAACUGACACUGAGAAAGAUCCAGGCAAUCUUCACGCACAGCUCAGGAGUAAUCUGGGUCACAAAAGGGGGUAUCAUUGAGCCCGAGAACCCGGAUGCCGGGUUAGUUUAUGGAUUUGCAAGAACAGCACGCGCAGAAUCAGGCGUGAAGCCGAUCAUCACCUUGGACCUGGACUCCUGCAAUCCACUCCAUGGUGUACAGAGCGCAGAACUUAUCUCGCGGCUGCUGGCCACACGAUUCUUUUACAAAAGUUCUGAUCUCGACACAGAAUAUGUGGAAAGAAACGGAGUUCUAUUGAUUCCACGAGUCGUCAAAGACGUGAAAACGACACUGGCUAUGGAAAAAGUUGAUCAGACCGAGAGCGUACAUACCCAGAUCUUCCAUAAUUCAGAGCAACCUUUAAGACUUUCCGGAAAGAACAAUUCCUCCACCUUUGUUCCUGAUCACGACAUCCACGAACUUCCUGUGAACUAUAUCAGAAUCGAGGUUCAUGCUUUUGGCCUCAGUCGAGGGGAUAUUUUGCAAGAUAUGGAGUAUUGGGAGCAGGAUGAUACUUUUGGCAUAGGGUGCAGUGGGGUUGUCUAUGAGGUCGGAAGCGAAGUUCGAGGUUUCAAAAAAGGCGAUCGCGUGGCAUGUCUUGGAGCUGGAACUGCAAGGACUUUCUAUCACGACCUAGCUACGAAAUUCCAAAGAAUUCGUGGUGACAUGGCAUUCCAGUUUGCCGCAUCUUUGCCACUGGCAUAUACAGUUGCACUGUACGCAGUGACUCACUUGGCUCACGUCGAGCCAAGUGAAAUCGUUCUAGUGGAUGAUGCCGGUAGUUACUUUGGGCAAGCUAUUGUUGAUAUAUGCCUGUUCAAGCAUACCCGGCUGUUCGCAGUCGCUCGGAGCAGCCACGAGAAAACUAUUUUGGCUUCCAAGUAUGGCAUCCCAGAAGAACGGAUAGUCCAGAAAGGGGAAGAUGAUACUCUGAAGGGCAUCCUGCGAUUGACAGACGGCAAAAAGGCCAGUGCUGUCUUCGCUUUUGAUGCCUCGAAUGGGAGCUUCCGGAAUUGCACGGCGCCAUUUGGACGAUUCGUCCAGCUUCGAACCGAAUCUCACCAACCACAUUGCUGGACAGAGACUCAGAAUAUCACGACCUCCACUCUUAACAUUUUUGAUUUUCAAAAAGAGAGGAAAGACCUGGUCGAUAAAAUUUGGUUGGAUGUGGCGCGGCUGUUUUAUGAUCGACGACUCAACGGGCCUGCAUCGAUUCAGGUGUACCCUGUUUCAUCCGUUGGUGAGGCAAUCGAUGCCACCUCCACUGACCAGCAAGUCCUAGUUUCUGCAAAAGCAAGUGAUACUGUUAAGGUCACUCUACCCAAAAAGCCACAUCAGCUAUUCCAGGAAAAUGCCUCUUACCUAUUAGUCGGCGGACUCGGCGGAAUUGGACAAGAAACCGCUCUUUGGAUCGCACACAACGGGGCAAAGAGCAUUAUUUUCCUUAGCCGCAGUGGUCUCUCGAACGAGAAAUCCAAAGCUACGGUGAAGGAAUUGAUGGAGUGUGGUGUUCAAGUCACUAUCCGAGCGUGUGAUAUAUCCGAUGAGUCUAGCGUGAGCCACGUGCUUGGCGAACUAUCAAAAUGCGCACCUCCAAUACGAGGACUGAUCCAGACAGCCAUGGUGCUUAAAGAUGUUCAUAUUGAGAAUAUGCAGCCAGAUGAGUAUUACGAUGUUAUGAGCCCCAAAUAUCAUGGCACCUGGAAUUUACAUCGAAAUCUCCCCUCGGACCUCGAUUUCUUUGUGAUGCUUUCCUCCAUUAGUGGGGUUAUCGGCAACGCCACACAAGCUGCAUAUGCUGCAGGUUGUGCUUUCCAGGAUUCCUUUGCAGCCUACAGACAAAGACUAGGCCUUGCAGCGGUGUCGCUAGAUCUCGGAGUGAUCAGCGACGCAGGAUAUCUAGCUGAGAAUAAAGAAUUGGCCAAAAAGAUGAAACGGCAAGGAUUCCAAGGAAUGAACACCAAAACACUCAUGGGUUUGAUUCAGGUCGCAAUAUCGCAGCCCCCCAACGAAAGGGCACAAAUAAUCACAGGACUUGGUCGUUGGAAAGAAGGCGAAACACUGGGUAAUUUCGACGAGUCCAUUUUCUCGCAUUUCCGACACCAAUUCGGUGGUCUUGGCGAAUCCUCUUCGCAGACUUCCUCGGAACUCCUCAAAGCGGCACUAAUUUCCGCCAAGACGACCGACCAAGCGACCGGAGUCAUAUGUGAAGCGAUUAGUCAAAAGCUUGCCUCGCAUCUUUCCAUACCAGUUGAAAAUAUUGAUUCAGCAAACCGAGUUUCGGACUAUGGAGUUGACUCUCAUGUUGCUAUUGAGCUGCGGGAUUGGAUUUCCAGAUCCAUGGCAUGCACGAUUCCCAUUUUGGAAAUAUUGGCGAAAUCUUUGCUGGAUUUAUCUUUCAGGGUCGCCAGUGAGAUUUUCCAUAGCCAUGAGGAGUAA
Messenger RNA from Penicillium salamii, 7617 nucleotides. The record is from the annotation of a GenBank genome assembly. NCBI's taxonomy places the organism in Eukaryota, Fungi, Ascomycota, Eurotiomycetes, Eurotiales, Aspergillaceae.